Molecule: messenger RNA, 5939 nt
Organism: Lepisosteus oculatus (spotted gar)
Lineage: Eukaryota; Metazoa; Chordata; Actinopteri; Semionotiformes; Lepisosteidae
Gene: snx33
Product: sorting nexin 33
Biological process (GO): endosomal transport; intracellular protein transport; cleavage furrow formation
Cellular component (GO): plasma membrane; cytoplasmic vesicle
Molecular function (GO): protein binding; phosphatidylinositol binding
Source: RefSeq, a predicted model, not a curated record
GAAACGUUUAUUAUGAUUUUAAAAAGUGAAUUUGCGGCCAAAAACUCAUUCUUAAAUUAAAAUAGCGACAUGUGUAUACUUUGGCCGGUAGAGGGCAUUGAAGAUCUUAAUUUCUAUAUUCCGAAGAAAACAAAUCGCAGAUGAAAACUUUCCCGAUUGUCCGAGCCCAUACGUCAUGGAAAGAGUUACAUUGUUAGACAGCCGAAGAAUCGCUGCUAAGAAAUAUGAUUCCUUGAUACAUUCUCCACAUGCGUGCACAAUACUGAAGAAUACAGAGGGAAUACGAACGGACUUAAAUUCAUAAUUUAAGAAACCGGUAUUAAAGAAGUGUUUUCUCCUUCGAAAAGGGAUCAAGAUUACAAAGGAAUGUGGAUCGAGCCCACAAUGCACUAGGGAUUUAAACUGCUUUUGAAGAGUGCGUUGGACGUUUUCAGCCGGACUACAACUUUAUUUUAAAACCUGUUUCUAAGACUAAAGCCUAUGCACUGAUAAUAUGUGAAGAAAAAAAAACUUUUUAGCAACAAUUUUCCUAUAUCGGCUCAUUUUUUCAUAGAUGAAACUGGAACUUUUUGAAAAUUUUAGGGAUAUAUUUUUCCACAAUUGGAAGUCAAAUAACUGGAUGUCCUGACAACUGCUGUUAAUCUGCUUGAAGUAAAGGUUGAAGAUCAAUAAAUAUUUGAAGCGGAAGCUGGGUUUCAAGAGAGGUCAGGUUUACAGUAACAUGGGAAUAGUGCAGUGUAGUAAUAUUUCAGGGUUAUGAAAUGUCUAGCAUGUCAUUUAGUGAUCUUAAUUUAGUUUUCUAAUGUGAUAUCAGGUAAAAUGAGGUCUUCAUUCGGAUUCUUUUACGUUUUUUAAAAAAUAAUCUUCGUAGGGAUGUGGUAACCAAAUGAUUUGUUGUGAUUUGUGUACUCGUCGAAAGAUUCCAUAGAGACGUUGGUGGGAAAAAGUUUUAGCAUGCACUUAUUUCAAGGAUUGUUGUGUGGUUAUGAGGUCAAUCAAGUUUUUUUUUUUUUACCGCAGUAUAAAAAAUAGUUUACGUGGUGUCAUUGCAGGUGGCAACAAAGGAAGAAACUUCGCACGAUUAUUGUUAAAAUGUUAACUACGUUAAUAUCGGAACACCUUGUAUGAUUUGGAUUACUGUUGUGAUUAUUGUAUGUUAAUUCUGAUUGUUAAAUUUUAGCUUCAGCAAUUCAAUGAGCACUGGUCAAAGAGGCAGAGAUUGAUCUGCUAGAAAUAUCACUUUUUACUUUUUGUGAUAUUGAAAAAGUGUUAAUGACACAUUUAAACCGACAGGUAUUUAUAAUAGGCUGCAUGGUUUUGUACAGAGGCGGAGACGUUAGGUAGUUGCAUGGUUUCAGUCUUAAAUACACUGUUGUCUCUUGUAAACAAAUAGCGUAACAAUCGCUCCGUAUUUUUACUACUUGUUAGCUACACGAGUCACUUGCUAGUUUUGUAGCCAUUUCAGCUACCUUAAAAUAGAUAUCCUGUCCUUUGUAAUGCUGAAAUCGGUACAUUUCAGCUGAGGGCUAGGGAACGUCUUUUUUAUCUAAUACAGAGCAACAGCUGUUGUUUGACAGUGACCGAAGACUUCCAUUGAUUUAAAAAAGGGAUUUGGGUUGAAAAGGAAUGUUGAGUUGGUAAGUGAAAGUAGACUUAAAUGGCGAUCUGUUGCGUGAGGAAAAAGUAACUUUAAAAUCAAAUUGACUUUUCAGAUUAUCAGGAGACAUAAGCAUCAACCAAAAUGUCCUUGAAAGCUAAGGCACUUUACACCUUCCAGAGUGAAAAUAAGGAAGAGAUCAGCAUCCAGGAGAAUGAAGAACUUAUUAUUUUUGAUGAGAAUUCCUUAGACGGCUGGCUUCAAGGCCAAAACAGUAGAGGGGAACGAGGUCUCUUCCCAGCCUCUUAUGUUGAAAUCGUAAGACCCCGGACCGAUUCCAAUCUAACAGAUUACUCAAUCAGCCCUGCAAGCUCACCCAGCAAUAACUCUUCCUACUUUGAUUCUGCUCAUCAUACCUCCUACCAUCUGGGGAGCUAUGAGGAAGAUGAUGACGAUGACUGGGAUGAUUGGGACGAUACUUCCACAGUAGUGGAGGACGAGGAGACUCGGCGAGGAUAUGGCGCUAAUGGACAUGCUCACCAAACGCCCCAUUCAAAUCCUAAUGUCCACUAUCGACCCAAACCCCCCAUGGAGAGACAGGACAGCAUUUCCAGCUCCAGGAAGGGAAGUGUGGUGGGCAGGAAUCUCAACCGGUUCUCCAGUUUUGUCCGCUCUGGUGUUGAGGCCUUUGUGCUUGGAGAUGUGCCCAUGAUGUCCAAGAUUGCGGAGACGUACUGCAUUGAGAUGGGCUCGAAAGGCCCCCAGUGGAAAGCUAAUCCCAGGCCCUUUUCCUGUUCUAUUGAGGACCCCACAAAGCAGACAAAGUUCAAGGGCAUCAAGACCUACAUCUCCUAUAGGGUGACACCAAGCCACACAGGUAGACCUGUCUACCGCCGCUACAAACACUUUGACUGGCUCUACAACCGGCUUCUACACAAAUUCACAGUAAUAUCUGUGCCCCACCUGCCGGAAAAGCAGGCCACAGGACGGUUUGAAGAGGAUUUUAUUGAGAAACGCAAAAGGAGGCUGAUUCUGUGGAUGGAUCACAUGACCAGUCACCCAGUUCUCUCCCAGUAUGAGGGCUUUGAGCACUUCCUUAUGUGCGCGGAUGACAAGCAGUGGAAGUUGGGCAAGCGACGGGCCGAGAAGGAUGAGAUGGUGGGUGCCACCUUCCUGCUCACCUUCCAGAUCCCCAGUGAGCACCAGGACUUGCAGGAUGUGGAAGAGAGGGUGGACUCCUUCAAGACAUUCACGAAGAAAAUGGACGAUAGUGUAAUGCAGCUCACCCAUGUGGCCUCCGAGUUGGUGCGCAAACAUGUGGGCGGCUUCAGGAAGGAGUUCCAGAAACUGGGCAAUGCAUUCCAGUCUGUCAGCCAGGCCUUCACCCUUGAUCCUCCCUACAGCUCCGAUGCCCUCAACAAUGCUAUUUCCCACACGGGCCGCACAUAUGAGACCAUUGGGGAGAUGUUUGCAGAGCAGCCCAAAAAUGACCUCUUCCACAUGCUGGACAAGCUCUCGCUGUACCAGGGACUGCUCUCCAAUUUCCCAGACAUUAUUCACCUCCAGAAAGGUGCUUUUGCAAAGGUGAAAGAGAGCCAGCGGAUGAGCGAUGAGGGCAAGAUGGACCAGGAGGAAGCGGAUGGGAUCCGGAAACGCUGCCGUGUGGUGGGUUUUGCCCUGCAGGCUGAAAUGAACCACUUUCAUGACAGGCGGGCCGUUGACUUCAAGGAGAUGAUGCAGGCCUAUCUGAGGCAGCAGAUCGCCUUCUACCAGCGCGUGGGGCAGCAGCUGGAGCGAACCCUGCAUAUGUACGACAACAUCUAAACCCGGACACCUGUGAAAGCUCACCUGCUCCUGCGCUCUCCACUCCAUCUCUGUCUCCAGUUUAGGGAGCUCUCUGAAAUCCUGUGGAAUCCUGGCCAUAGGGCUGCUGAAAACAACAAAAGCUUCCAUGCCAUGAAAAAGGCUUAUAUGGUCAUGCUUUACACGUGCCUCUUUUAAUAGAUGUCUUAAGAUUUGCUCCUAGGAUUACAGUAAAUGGUAUCCCAGAAAGAAACAAAAAAUGGGGAAAGCACAAAAGGAUUCAUCUUCACUGCUGUGCCUGUCGAUGCACUUUUGGAUAAUCACUUUACUUAAUUAUUUUUGUUCUGGGUUUUGUAAAAGGUUCGCUCAAGCAGAUUGUACUUUUGAUUGUCCUGCAUAUAUGCUGUAUAUAUGUUUGAACUGUAUAUAUAUUUGAACUGACACUUCAUUGUUUUCAAUUAUGGGGCUAGACCUGAACACUUCCAAGUCUUGCAAUGAGGGAUAUCUACCAUUUUACAAUGAACUGUGUAAUGUUGACAUUUAGAUUAUUUUCCUAUGAGACAAUACCUAAAUACCAGCACGAGGCUUUGAUCAAAUUCCAGUUGACACUUAAUAUACAUGCCUCUUAUUUAUGAAUUAUGUAUGCUCCAGGGGAAAAAGUGACCUGCUCGUUUUUGGAUGGCAAUAAAUUGGCACAGGACAUCUGACUAUACGUGUUCCACAAAUGACCAUAUUUUGUGGCUAAAACUGAAUUUGCAGUCAGAGAAGAGGGCUGGUCUGUGAAACACCGUCAUCUUGUGUUCCUCUAGAACGUAUAAGGAAAUAGUGGGCCAGAUGCUCAGGUGUGCACUGCAUUCGAUACCAAAAUCUUUAUGAGAGUGGAAUUGCGAUGCAAAAUGUAAAUGUUGCCUAUGUUAUGAUAUUAUGCCUUCCUGGGUAAUUAGACUAUAUCAGGGUCAUGCCGAUAUCUUUGAAAGUCACUACUAAAGUACUCAAAUAAAAGAAAACAUCUUUCUUCUGAUCAUUUUGAAGCUGUGCCUGAAGGAAUCCAUAGACUCUAGGUAAAGUAGGAAAGUGGGAAGCAAGUUAGGUGGAUUACUUUUUUAAAACCUGUGUUAAGAUCUUGAGCUGUUUUUAUUUAUGCUCAAGGGCAACUGAAGUCUUGUCACUGCAAGGAUUCUCUUCCUCAGUUGGUUCAUCUUAGACAAACCCUUUGGUUUGUUCAAAUAUUAUGGGGUAAUCUAUUUCUUUUAAAAAUAUAUCCUUCAGAACCACAUAAGUGACUUGAAAUACAUUUCAAGUGCACAGUUAGAAUGUGAACUUGGUGUGUUGUAAAACCAAAAUAUGAGGACUGCUCUUUGUCACACAGGGUUCUUGUUAGUCAAAAGAAAUCUUUCGUCAUAUUGUAUACAACAGAAAGUUAUGGUUAUAUAUUAUAAGUGUAUUAUCUUAAUUGUUCCAUGUCAUUACAAGUAAUUACUGCCAUUGCAGAACUUCAUAGUUUAAGGAAAAGAAAGAUUUAUAAGUGUUUUCUGAUCUUGGAUUUUGACCUUUGUAGUUUACAUAAUAGGCCGGCAUGGUGGGUCUAGUUAUAGAAUAAUACAUCUAUUGUGUGGAAAGUGUGAUCCCCCUGUGGUAGCUUGGGGUGUCUCCCAACGUCCAAUGCCAUAUUAUCCAGGUUAAUUGGAGUCUCUAAAUUGUCCCUGUGCAGGUGCACUGUGUGAUGGACUGUGGUCACAUCUAGUGUAUAGCUCUCCUUGCACCCUGUGUUUCUAAAGCUCCUGUUCCUUACUAGGAAUAUGUGGCUUUCUGAUAGUAGAUGGGUUUACAUCCAUUUUCUAACUGCUUCAUUGUUGCAGAGAAGCUGGAGCUUAUCCCAGCAAGCAAAAUAUUCAAAGCAGGGUACACACUGGAUGGGAUGCCAGUCUGUCUCAGGGCACACACAAACAUGCUCACUCACACGACAGAGCCAAGGUUUUCCUGAAGCAAAUUCACCUACCAGCAUGUCUUUGGACUUUGCUCUCCAGUGCAACAGUGCCGCCCAAGAGAUUAAUUUAUGAACUAAAAACGCUGAAGUUGUUUUAAUUUCUUGAAAAUUCUUGCUUUUCCUUAAGCAAUUGUAUUUUGCUUUGGUGGUUUUAGCUGUGCUAAUUUUGAAAUUGCAUAUUGAAGCCUCUACCACAACUAGGAACAUUCCUUGAUAAUAUAUUGGAUUCCUUUGAGAGAUGAUGAAGCGAGAGGAUGAAGAUGACAAGAGAGACUUGAAAGUGAUUUUCUUAAGACACACGUGAAGCCUCAGUCAUGAUGUGGUCUAAACGCAGCAAUGUGUUUUUGUGAAGACUACCAGGCAUGCAAAAGAGUGGAUUUAAUGUGGAUGGACCAACUACAAAACAGACCAAGGAUUUUUGUUGUAUUUUAUUUCUUAGAGAAGCAGCAGGAAAAAAUGUAUGAAAAAUAACUGUUAAAGUUUUCAAAUGAAGCAUGGUUUUACAGAGAGGGAAAUCGUUGAAAGUCUUAAUAAAAAUGAUAAUUGAUCAGU